AUGACUACUCUCACUACCUUGCCGAGCCGGCCGCUUUCUUCAAACACCCGAGAGCAGUUUGAACGAUACAAUCGUAUGGAUAUUCUUGGAGAGGGAACAUAUGGUGUUGUUUAUCGUGCAGUCGACAAAAUCACAGGACAAAUUGUCGCCUUAAAGAAAGUGCGAUUGGAUCGUACAGAAGAAGGAAUUCCUCAAACGGCUCUUCGAGAAGUUUCUAUUUUGCAGGAAAUUCAUCAUCCAAAUGUUGUGAACCUGCUUGAUGUUAUCUGCACUGAUGGUAAGCUUUAUUUGAUUUUUGAGUAUGUGGAUUACGAUCUCAAAAAGGCAAUUGAAAAGAGGGGCUGUACUUUUACAGGUGUGACAUUAAAGAAACUUGUUUAUCAGCUUCUUGAUGGUCUAUUUUUUUGCCACAGACAUCGAAUUGUGCAUCGUGACCUCAAACCUGCAAAUAUUCUUAUUACGAGUGAUAAUGUUCUUAAGCUCGCCGAUUUUGGUUUGGCGCGCACAUUUCAAAUUCCCAUGCAUACUUAUACCCAUGAAGUUGUCACGUUAUGGUAUCGAGCCCCAGAGAUCUUAUUGGGAGAAAAACACUAUACCCCUGCCGUGGAUAUUUGGAGUGUUGGAUGUAUUUUUGCAGAAUUGGCUCGAGGUAAGGUUAUUUUUCGCGGAGACAGUGAAAUUGGCCAGCUUUUUGAGAUAUUUCAAAUUCUUGGGACGCCAAUGGACAAUGAGGGAUCAUGGCCUGGAGUAUCUUCUCUUCCUGACUACCGCGAUGUGUUUCCCCGUUGGGCAGGAAAACCACUUGCUCAGGUGAUUCCGCAGCUCGACAGUGAGGCAAUUGAUCUUAUUUCACGAAUGCUCAAAUAUAGCCCCGCAGAACGGAUAUCUGCAAAAGAGGCAUUGCAGCAUUCGUGGUUCAGUGAAAUUAGAACGUAG
This is a messenger RNA of Trypanosoma cruzi, 936 nucleotides long. Its product is annotated as cell division related protein kinase 2, putative. NCBI's taxonomy places the organism in Eukaryota, Euglenozoa, Kinetoplastea, Trypanosomatida, Trypanosomatidae. The record is from RefSeq and is a predicted model, not a curated record. Gene Ontology annotation, biological process: G1/S transition of mitotic cell cycle; regulation of G2/M transition of mitotic cell cycle; protein phosphorylation. The transcript has a single exon. Gene Ontology annotation, cellular component: cyclin-dependent protein kinase holoenzyme complex; nucleus; cytoplasm. Bases 1 to 936 code for a protein of 311 amino acids. Gene Ontology annotation, molecular function: cyclin-dependent protein serine/threonine kinase activity; cyclin binding; ATP binding.